Schizosaccharomyces japonicus yFS275 is the source of this 1884-nucleotide messenger RNA. RefSeq lists its product as hypothetical. The coding region runs from base 1 to 1884 and encodes 627 amino acids. The record is from RefSeq and is a predicted model, not a curated record. The transcript has a single exon. NCBI's taxonomy places the organism in Eukaryota, Fungi, Ascomycota, Schizosaccharomycetes, Schizosaccharomycetales, Schizosaccharomycetaceae.
AUGCUGCAUCUUCUUUUUCGAACGAAGUCGACACGUACAUCCAAACUACCAGAGCCAUUCUGCCAUAUCCAUGGGUCGAGCGGUGGUAGAAGUUUUGAAGAGGCUUCUGUUGUCAAAGAUAAAACUCUUCAAUUAGUACUAGUGCAGGAUUUGGGUGACAGAAAGAAAAUCUUGCUUUUCGAUUCACUUGGACUCGGUAAUUCCUCCAAAGCUGGACGUCCAACAACUGCUAAUGGUCCUGCUAUACAUUCUCUUCCUGCUUUAGUUACUGAGCUUAUGUUUGGCGCUAUCCCACUAUCAAUCAAGAGUUUGUCGACUGUAAAGCUUCAUAACUUGCAGUCUUCAUCACCAUGCACACGUUCAUAUUUGCUAACACUUUUAUUUAUGCCGAAGAUUUCUAGUAAGGGGUUACGGAAUGUACGGUUUCAGAUUGGUACGCUGGCUAUAGGUGCGAUUGUUACUCUUAGCAUGCCGGCUGAGGGAGCUGCUGACCCUUUAACGACUUAUUGGCAUGCAUUGACGUCUUCGUUAUACUCCUUGCAACGGAAAGUGACGAGCAUCCUUUCCGAUCUUUUGCUGAAUGUAGAGGCAACAGUGUUACAAGAUGCCUGUUCUAAGCAGCCCUCUGGCAAGCUUCCGCUCAAUUUUCUGAGACUGCAAGAGAACACAAGAAUUAAGGCUGCUUUUUGCGUAUGUCGGAAUCUCAUUUUGCAAGCUUGGAGUGCUCCUCUGCUACAACCAUGCAUGUUUAACGAAGAUCGAUGGAAAACACUUAUAAAUGGAAUUGUUCAUUCAAAUCCAUCUAACAAAUCCGCUAGUUUCCUUAAAUCUGUACAUGCUUAUCGACUUGCUCUCUCUGCAGCACUUUCUUGUCUUUGCUUUCGACAAAUGGGUGUUCCGGCGAAGUUUAUGAUUCAGUCUUCAAGAUCAAACUUCGCGCGUCAACUUUUGUUUUUGUUAUUACCCUUGUUCUUUCCCUCUUUACUUAAACAAUUAGAAAACUCUACCUUUUCCUCCGAACUCGCUGCUAGCUCUAAUAUUCCCAUCUCCUCUCCGAAGCCUGACAACUUGAAUUUUGACAGCUUGCGAUCCUCGCCUACCGUUGGUUCCUCAGGCAGCUGGCGAUGUAAGUACUUUUAUCAAGCUUUCCAAAAUAUUUCUCGCUCAGCUCCCAGAAACACACCUCCUAUUUCACCGUCCCUCUCUACAUCUUCUUCGUUUUCAAACCUCGCCUCCUUCCCAUUUUCGACCAAGAGUUGCGCCAAACCCUCGAUGGAUGGCAUUCUUCAUGUUACUCUUCCUAACAACACCUUCACACCUCUUUCUACCAAAAGUAGUUCGACAUCGCUGGAUUGUACUGGCACAAACAACGAUAUUGUUUUGACACAGUAUGCUAUGUAUCUGAAUUGUCUACAUCCGGCGUUUGAUUUGCAAGCCGCCCCUCCUAAUGCAUUUGCUUACUCAAACAAUAUGGAUUUCUUUCGCGAUGCGCUAACGGAUAUGCUAGCUAAUACUAGGCGUGGUAUGCUGAGAAGCUAUCGUUCCUCAUCCAUGUAUUCUUCUUGGAACCCUUCCAGCAUGGAGGACAGUCGUACGUCAAGCAACGAUUUUGCUCUUUCGUUAAAUCCGGAUGCUAUUAUUUUUGCUGUUGAUUUGGACGAUGCUCGCGUGUACAUGCACAGUUUGCAAGAAAGGCAGGAGCAUGAUUCCAACUUGGGGCUUGGUGCUUCAUCGAAUAAUCCACUGGUGACAAUUGAUGAUAAGACCUAUGCAUAUAUGAAGGAACCAAUUCAUCACGUUGAUGUCGAAUUUUUAUCGGUACUUAAUACGCUCAAUUGGCCCCAAAUUGCAAGACACAUCCGUUCACGAGUAUCGCGUUGCUAA